CUCAGCCUCCUGUUCAUGGCCCUGGUCAGGUACAGGCUGUUCUGCCCCCAGCCUGCUGUGCUCCUCAUUGUGUAGCCAGGCCUGCUUUCAUUCAGCCCCAGCAGCCGGAGCCCAGCUCUCCAACACAAGGCUGGGAAGUGCCUCAGCUUCAAUUUCCCAGCUGCUGCCUAAGACAGGAGCAGAUUUUCCCAAGCCUGCAGCAUUAUAAGGGGUUUGGGUUAUUUUUCUGCCAGCUUUGCAAUAUUUGGAGAUUUGACUCCCACUAGACUGGGUGUUGUCCGUGUUUUGAAGGAACUAUCCAUGCCCCUGGCAACACAUUUUUGCUACGUGCAUGGACAGAUGCAGCAAGCAAUCAAGGAGAGCAGGAGGUGGCAGUGAGAACAAGGCUGUCAGAUGAUGGAGAAGGAGGGGGACAGAGGUACAAAGGCUGGCCAGGCUCCACAGGUGGGAUAGGUUGUCUGGAGCAGAGGAGAAUCAAAUUGUGUGGAAUAGAGGGAAGGUGAACAGUGGACCAGAUGCUGUGAAAGCAGACAGCAAAGACCUUCAGUGUAGACACCAAAGGGGCACAAACCCCAAGGCACCGCUCUCGGGUUUGGUUGAAAACAGAAGCUCCCUCCUUACGAGAGCAGAUGAGAAGAGUAUGAGUAAAAAGAUGCCAAUUAGUAAGAAUGUCAGGAAGGACGAGGCAGGGUGUUUGGAGAAUGGUGUAUUUUGUCUCUCCCUCACAAUGACAUGUUUUGAAAGCUGUUUUAAAACAAACCCUGAGUGUUUUCAACAAUGGAGGGGACACUAUUUUUUUUCUUUUUUUUUGGGGACAAGUUGACAGGAGAAGGGAAUAGAAUGUGUGAUGCAUAUUGAUAAUGGUUCACAGGGAAGAGGCAUCCAAGACCCAAAAGACUGGCCACAUCAGGAAUAUUUUUAUCAAUGGGUUAUUUGAAUAUUUACAUUUUGAAGAAAGAAUCUUCAUUGUUUGCUCUGCACACCAGGGACUUCUUGGCCAGUCUAAACAGUACAGGUUUCUAAUGUAAAUAAUUGUUCUUCUGCCUUGUGUCAUGCAUGAGGAUUAGAGGUGGGAAGUCCCUCAAAGAAGAGAAGGGGGUGCCUUGAAGAAGAUAAGACAAGCCUCAAAAGUGCCAAUGGAAGUGGGUACAUGAGGUUUUCCCCUCUGUCACUCCUUGUCUCAUGUGUAACCUGUGCACCUCCUGGGGUGGGAUGCUGGGAUUUUAUGUCAGGUCCUUUAUUUUGGUAAACUGUGUAUAUUGGCUGAGGAGGGAGGAGAAGGCUGGCUCAGAGCAUCUGUCCUUGUCACUAUGCCAGCAGAUACCUGGUUCCCACCUGGCAGUAGCUGGUACCUUGUGCACUCAUGGGGCUGCUCCUGCUGGUCUUUUCUUUUCUUUUCUUUUCUUUUCUUUUCUUUUCUUUUCUUUUCUUUUCUUUUCUUUUCUUUUCUUUUCUUUUCUUUUCUUUUCUUUUCUUUUCUUUUCUUUUCUUUUCUUUUCUUUUCUUUUCUUUUCUUUUCUUUUCUUUUCUUUUCUCUGCUUGUGGAAACCAGCAAUGUUUUGAAAACAGCCACUCUUUAAUGCCAGUCUUCUGGCCCAAAUACCUCGGGCUUUGUGGCUCUGGUGUCUGUCUCAUGGUUAUUGUUUCAGGGCCAGUAACAUUGUAAAAGUUCUGAUUCAGAAAUUGUGCCUAGAGCACGUCAAAGGAAAUCACAUUGAGAUGGACUGUUCUGACUGUAAAUGAGGAGGUUAUUUUGUCAGGAGCUGGUCCUCUUUGCACUCCUGGGCUGGCAGGUCUUGAAGCCGUCAGCAGCACUGUGGAAUCUUACGGGAAAAUCUGCACAGACUGCUAUUCCAGAGACUUCAGAGGAAGGAGAGAUCUUAGUAACUUCAGUUAAUUUGGUGAAUAGCUAAUGAAUGUCAUAAAACAAGCUGAGAGCUGGAAGAUCAUAUUGAGGUUCCCAUUACUGGUGUAAUUUUAAAAUAAUCAUAUGCAAAGUAAUGAUACAUUAUUAAAAAAGAAAAAAACCCUCUGAAAUAUCUGGGGCAAACUCUUCUUGGAGCGAGACUGAGGAAGAUGAUACACAUUUACCUGUGCAUGUAUAUACAAAGAGCUGAAAUAGAUCUAUAGCUCUACAAGAUCUAAGCUCCCUCAUAACAGAGGAUCUGUGCAACCUUCCUCCAGCUGCGAUGCCUGUGUGUCCCUCAGGGACACGGCAGUGGGGACCUUCCCAAGCAGUGACGGCCUUGAGCUCCCGGCUGGAGCCCGGUGGGAGCGGGCUGGGCCCUUCACUCGCGGGUACCCGGGGUGGCCUUGGCCCCGGGGGAGGUACCUGGGACCCUUUUACAGCGAUGGAGGGCCCCGGGGGAAGUACCUGGGACCCUUUUACAGCGAUGGAGGGCCCUGGGGCACCCUGCGCUCCCCUGCCCCGGGCCGCCCCUUCCCCCGGGCUCCGCAGGCCGGGCCGCGGUGCCUGAGCACAGAGCGGGGGCUCUGCCGGGCCUGGCGGCGCUCCGUGAGGGAGCGGAGCGCCCGGGGGCAGCCGCCCGCCCUCUCCGGCACUGGGGGCGGUGGCUGCCGUCCCCUCGCGUCCCCUCCCGGCCCGUCCCGCCAGAGCCCCCCGGGGCCGCCCGGGGGCGGAGCCGCCGGCCCGGCCCGGCCCUCCCGCCGCCGCCGCAGUGGCCGCGCAGCCCCGGGCAGCGGGCAGGGAGCGGAGCCGGGCUGGGCUGCGCCGUGUGAGCGGGGCCGCCGCGGCGGCAGGGGCGGGGCCGGCACAGGGGCAUCCUGCCUUGCCUGUCGCCCGGCAUCGCCGCGGCGGGCAGCGCGGCGGAGGGUGCUGCCAGCGCCGAGCCGCGGAGCCCCGCCGGGGUGCGCGAAGAUGCUGUCCUACAGCGUGCUGGACGCCAACGUGGUGGACGUGGAGAAGCGGAGGAACCCCUCGAAGCACUACGUCUAUAUUAUCAAUGUAACAUGGUCUGACCUGACUUCCCAGAUCAUCUACCGUAGAUACAGCAAGUUCUUUGACCUGCAGAUGCAGCUUCUGGACAAGUUCCCUAUUGAAGGAGGCCAGAAAGAUCCCAAGCAAAGAAUCAUUCCUUUUCUACCAGGCAAGAUCCUGUUCCGGAGGAGCCACGUCCGAGAUGUCGCAGUGAAGAGGCUGAAGCCCAUCGACGAGUACUGCAGGGCACUGGUUCGGCUUCCUCCCCAUAUUUCACAGUGUGAUGAAGUCUUCAGGUUCUUUGAGGCUCGCCCAGAAGACCUUAACCCUCCAAAAGAGGAUUAUGGAUCUUCGAAGAGAAAAUCAGGUGCUGAUGCUAGCUCUGAACCCAUGAUCCUGGAGCAAUAUGUGGUGGUGUCCAACUAUGAGAAGCAGGAAAACUCUGAGAUCAGCCUCCAGGCUGGAGAGGUCGUGGAUGUCAUAGAGAAAAAUGAAAGCGGUUGGUGGUUUGUGAGCACAGCAGAAGAGCAGGGAUGGGUCCCUGCUACGUACCUGGAAUCCCAAAAUGGAACCAGAGAUGACUCUGACAUCAACACAUCUAAAUUUGGGGAAGUUUCUAAGCGACGCAAGGCUCACCUGAGGCGCCUGGACCGGCGAUGGACGCUGGGCGGGAUAGUCAACAGGCAGCAGAGUCGAGAAGAGAAAUAUGUCACUAUCCAGCCGUACGCCAGCCAGGGGAAGGAUGAGAUUGGGUUCGAGAAAGGGGUCACCGUGGAGGUCAUCCAAAAGAACCUGGAAGGAUGGUGGUACAUCAGGUAUCUGGGCAAAGAAGGCUGGGCCCCAGCUUCAUAUCUGAAGAAGGCUAAAGAUGAUCUUCCAUCUAGGAAAAAGAACCUAACUGGGCCAGUGGAAAUCAUAGGAAACAUUAUGGAGAUCAGUAACCUGCUGAACAAGAAAUCAUCUUCUGACAAGGAAGCUCAAGUAGAAAACGAGUCUGCAGAAACUCACAUCACCAAGAAGGAAAUCAGUUUGCCCAUCCUGUGCAAUGACUCUAAUGGCAAUGCCAUGAUGACUCCAGACAAGCAGGCUUCCAAACUGGCCCAGGGAUCCCCAGCCAUAGCAAGGAUAGCACCACAAAGAGCUCAAAUAAGUUCUCCAAAUCUAAGAACAAGGCCACCCCCACGAAGAGAGUCCAGUCUGGGUUUUCAGUUACCCAAGCCGCCAGAGCCACCCUCCGUGGAAGUGGAAUAUUACACCAUUGCUGAAUUCCAGUCAUGCAUCUCUGAUGGCAUAAGCUUUCGUGGAGGACAAAAGGCAGAGGUUAUCGAAAAGAAUUCUGGUGGCUGGUGGUAUGUGCAGAUUGGAGAGAAGGAAGGAUGGGCUCCAGCAUCUUACAUUGACAAGAGAAAGAAACCGAAUUUGAACAGAAGAACCAGUACUUUAACCCGCCCAAAGGUUCCUCCCCCAGCACCUCCCAGUAAACAAAAAGACUCUGAAGAAGGAACAGCUCCUGGAGCAGUUUCUUCAGGAGAUGCCCAGGACUCUCCCCACAAGCUGAAAUAUGAAGAACCUGAGUAUGAUGUGCCUGCCUUUGGCUUUGACUCGGAGUGUGAAGUGAGUGAAAAUCACCAUGAAGAGGGUACUCCCGAAAAACGACUGUUUCAGCCCCUCAAGCCUUCCCCUGUGUCAUCACUUCAGAAAGCAAAGUUCAAAGUAGGAGAGUCUUCAGAAGAAGUAGCUCAUGAAGAGGAAACCAUCUAUGAGAACGAGGGGUUUAGGCGUUAUGUGGAAGACGCUUUGUCCAACAAGGAAUCUAGUGGGGAUUCCGAUUCUCAGAAAAGCUCCUCUCUGUCCUUGAUCCGAAGGAAUUCUCCAUGUUCCAGCUCUCCUAAAUCAUCACUUAUGAAGCUCAAGACAGACAAAAACAUUCAGCCUGAUCUUGGAAAAUGUCACUAUUCCAGGAGCGAGGAGACAAAACCAAGGUCAGCUUCAGAUGUCGGCUUACGUAGCGUUCCAAGAACAGGCAUGAAGAAAGAUCCUGGGCAGAGUCCUUCCAUCAGAGCAAAGCCAAUCGUCAGGCCCAAACCCUUCCUGAACAAGGCAGACUCUCAGAGCCAAGAAAAGAUGGAUAUUAGCACUUUAAGGCGUCAGCUGAGGCCAACUGGGCAGCUUAGAGGUGGACUCAAAGGUUCAAGAAGUGAAGAAUCUGCAAGCCCCCCCUGCACAGCUUCUGAGAGCCAGGAUGACCCUGUUCGGAGAAGCUCGGCUGAUCUCAUCACAGCUCCUUCCCGUGGCAUCUUCUGCUCCAGCCACACAGCCAAAACCGAGCAAGAAAAUGACUCCAGAUGUUUCUAUGUGACCACUGACUCAUACCAAAAGGUACAGGAUUCUGAAAUUUGCUUCCCAGCAGGAGUAGAAGUGGAAGUGCUGGAAAAGCAAGCCAGUGGGUGGUGGUACCUGAGGUAUGGAGAUGUGGAAGGCUGGGCUCCUUCCCAUUAUUUGGCUCUCCCUGAUAACCAGCAAGAAGCUACAUCAGCAGAGACUGACUCCUCUUUUGCCAGGAACAGGAAAAAUGAAAACAAGUCAAACAGUUUAGAGAAGAUAGAGAAGAGGGUUCAGGCUUUGAACACCAUCAACCAGAGCAAACGUGCAACACCACCCAUCCCAAGCAAACCUCCUGGUGGCUUUUCAAAAGCUUCAGGGCCAGUUAAGAUGAGGAAUGGUGUGAGACAGCUUGCAGUCCGUCCGCAGUCGGUGUUUGUGUCUCCACCACCAAAGGAUAACAACCUGUCGUGCUCCUUGCGCAGAAAUGAGUCUCUAACAGCUACGGAUCAACUGAGGACCGUCCGCAGGAAUUCCUCCUUCAGCAACGCGUGGGCGCAGCCUGGGGACACCAAGGGAAAGCAGCCGGAGCGGCUGGGCACGGAGAGCUCCGAGACCACCUCCAACCUCCCCACGCAGAGGAACGGGAUCCCUGUGUCCACAGUCAGGCCAAAGCCCAUUGAGAAAUCCCAGUUCAUCCACAACAAUCUCAAGGACAUCUAUGUUUCCAUUGCAGACUAUGAAGGGGAUGAGGAGACUGCGGGGUUUCAGGAAGGUGUCUGCAUGGAGGUCCUCGAAAGGAACCCCAAUGGCUGGUGGUACUGCCAGAUAAUGAAUGGUGUGAAGCCAUUCAAAGGCUGGGUGCCCUCAAAUUAUUUGGAGAAAAAGAACUAAUAUUGCAAUAUCUUUAACCUCCCUAAUUUAUACUGUUCCUGCUGUGUACAUGUGGAAAAAACAAUUGCUACACAAAAAGACAUUUCCCUGUGCUCCAGUUUGUACAAAGGAGUCUAUAUGAGGACAAAUCUGCUGUGUUUUGGAGAGGUUUGUGGGGUUUACAUGUUGUAAGCAACUACGAGGAAGAUGCAGCAUAGUCAAAUGCCUUUUUGUGAAGUUGUUAAUAAUCUUGUAUGUGUAACAGGGUAUGACAUCCCAUCCUUCCCAUUAUUGAUAGGAAACCAAAUGUGUGCCUUUUGUGAGAGAAAUACACAUGCAUCUACCUGGGGAGUUCUGUGCCAAACUGUUUUACAAUCUUGGCUCCCUUUCUCCUCAUUUUUGUCCAUAUGCGGAAUACCCAAGAAUUCCAAAUGCUUUUUGCAACUUACAAUGAGAAGCAAAUGAAAGUUUCUGAAACACUAGAGGGACUCUAAUCCUUUGGAGAUGUUCACUUUUUUUUUUUUUUUUUUAACUAUACUCAACAGUUGGUAGGUCCAGAGUUGGAGCCUUUUCAUCGUGGAGAGUUUUGGUCUCACACUUCAGCGUUGUUACGGCUAACUCACCGGAAAAGGCCAUCAGGUGGUGUGGGUUGGGGGCUUUUUGUUUCCUUUCAUUCUGUCUUGUUCUUUGAGUUGAGAUUUCAGGUGUUCAAGGGCAGUGAUGCCUACUGGUGCUUGUAAAAACAAGCCUACAAACCCCUUGCUUAAGCACGUUUGUUACUGUGUAGGCUUCAUGUUUGGUUCUGUGCCUGGCUCCUGCCAGGUGGUACUGGUUGAUUCUCUUCCCAGAGCUGGGUUUCUCAAAAGUUGUCAAAGUCGACAAAGUCCCUUAAGACACUAAAGACAAAGCUGUCAGAUGUGUUAAUCCUUGUUUUGCCCUCUGGUCCAAAUCCAAGGGUGCUGACUGCUGGCAGGGUCCACCAGGAUAUUUGUGAGAAAUAUUUGUAACCUUCUGCAACAUCAGUGUUUACAAUGAGUGGGGGAAAAAAAAGCCAUCAAACUCAGUCUGCACAUAAUUUGUAUAUUUUUGGGGAAUUGCUUUUGUGUUUUGUUUUUGUCUAUUCUGUGCAUUCUGGGUUUACUGUAUUUUCUUUGUGUGUGUGUCUGGUUUUACCAGAAAAGAGUUAAAACUGAAGUAGGAGCCAAAUAUGUGUUUCUGUUCCCACUUGAAUCCAAAGAGUACAUUUGUACUGGACAGUGGGCCUGGGCUUCUCAGGCUCAGAGAUUUAAUAUCAAAGCAAUUCGGUCCACAAUGCAUUAAUGAGGAAGCUGCCUCUUCUAGUUCCAGUUCUGUUUGCCUUUCUUAACUCAUGUUUUGAAAUGUGGCACACGUGUGGGUGGUGUGGGAAAUGGAAGAGGUAUCCAUUGGAAAAGGCUAGGAAUAUGGAGUUAUUUGUGAGGUAGCCUUGUACUGUAAACAUAAUUUACUAAAUCCCUACUGUGCUUAAAGAAGUUAUGCUUGGUGGUUUUCUUAAAUGGCCUUGUUAAUCACUCAAGAUCAAUAUCUAAUUCUUUUAAAUAAUAGGCAGCAUUGUAAAUCUGUUGGGGUGGGGGGGAGGGCAGACCAUUUCACUACUGGUUUACACAAAGCAUUACAUGUCCUUUUUUCCACCAGUUUCAUUCUGAAUUGGCUUGGAAGUUAAAGGUUAUAAAGGCUUCAAAAUAGCUGGGAUCAAGGGGCUGAGUAAAACAGCACAACAAUACCAUAUGUUCCUGGGGAUGUUUCACUGCCAAAAAAAAAUAGGGAAUUUAUAUGUUGUUCUUGUCUUUUUCCUUUUUUUCUUUUUUUUCUUUUCUUUUCUUUUCUUUUUUCUUUUUUUUUUUUUUUUUCUGUGUGUGUGUGGUUUGGGGGUUUUACUAAUUUCCAUGAUAACACUGAGAGAGUUGCCUACAGCUGAUGUGGCUGAUGUCCUUUCAGGAGCUGAAACAACAUCCAGGUGCCACAACUACAGGCUCUAAACAGUGCUGUGGUUGGAGCAGCUCUCUGCAGCAGGUGGGGAGGGAGGCUGUUUGUUUGGGAUCCCUUUAAAUUGUGAUGGCAGGAGAAGGAGGUGUGACUGCACAACAGCUCAUGUCACAGUGCAGGGUCCUCUUGUACCUUGGUGUCUCACCCUGUGAUGUGUGAGUACAUGUCCAGUUAGCUGCAUCUCACUGGAUGUGUCUCUGAGACGUGGUGGCCCUGUCUCUCAUACUUCUCCCCAUUUUCAGUUGUACUAAGAUGGUAGCAGCCAUAAAAGACUGCUGGAGCUGUUGUGAGAUUGUAAUAGAAGUAUUAUAUUCUUCUGCUGGACAGUAUUAAAUAGAGCAAUACAUAGAGUUAUCUGCUAGAUUGCAGUACUAAUAGUAGUGACUUAGUGAUUCGUAUUAAUGUUAUGAUUUAUUUUAACAAUAAUGAUGCGGAAGUGGUUCAUUAUUUUGAAUUAAUGCACUUUAACAAUAACAGAAACCAAAAUGGAAGCCAAUGCAGAGAACUAAGUGCAUUAUUUAAAGGUGCAGUAUAUAAUUAACAUUUUCUUGAAGCACAUAUUUAUUAAGAAUUAACUUAUUAUUUAAAAUAUUCUAAAGUUUUGUUUGAACACAUUCCCACUGGGUCAUCUCUUUGGGGGGAUGUAAAGCACAGCUCCCAGAUCUUCUGCAUUGAGCCACUGAAUUCUCUGAGUGUGGUAUGGCCUGACAUGAGCCCAUAUCCGAGGAGGGAAGAGCAGCAAGGAGACAGAAGGGCCCAGACUACUGGAAAUACUCACAUUUGCAUCCAGCAAAGCCAGGCCCAGGGCACUCUGAGCUGCAGGAGUCCUUGCAGGGUGUGGGGUGGCACAGGUGCUUUUGGCAGACACUUCCAGUGCCUGGCUGCCGUGUGCCUUGCACAGGGCUGGCCCCGCUGGAUGCAAGUUCUCUGUGAGGCUCAGGUUAGGAGGCUCCAGGCUCUGCCUGAGCUGUGUAAGAGAUGUCUGUCUGUCCCACAGCUCCUGUUCCAUCUUGCUGGCGUGCUUCUCCAGCUCUGCCUUUUGCAGGGAGGUGCUUUGCCCUGCUCCAGGGUCACACAGAGUGGGGGUGCCUGCGGCACUGCCAGGGAUUCCUCAGUUUCCUCAUGCAGCAGCUCCAGGCUCUGCUGCUGCUUUAUCCCAUCCCAAGGGCCUCCUGCCCUCCUGAGGAGAGGCCAGACCCUGCAGAUGGGCAGAGCCACACUUGUGCCCUCCCUCUGCCCUCACCUACAAAAAGGAUGGAGUGCAGAUGGCCACCUUGGUGCCAGAAAUCAUUGCUGGCCACCACUUGGCACGCUGGCCUCCACCCUGGUGGAAAAGCUUCCACAUGGGCUUCCCUUCACUUGGUAGUUGUUUUGGCUGCUUGUGUUUAAAAGGACACUUUUAAAACAAAUACUCCCAAUGCAAUUCCUCCCACUCCUGUCUUAUCAUUGUCACUGCAUCUCUCACUGAGAUGCUCUCUCUUUUUUUGAUUCUUUCAACUGAGAGAUAGCAGGAAAUUUUUUUUUCCAUUGGUGAGCAGCUAGUUUUGGUCAGUUCUACUGAUACCCGAAAUAGCAAGCCCUUCACUCUUAGCUGUGAAACAGAGGGAAAGGCCUUAAGCUACAUCACAAAAGCUGACUGCAGGGCAGGAAAACCUGGCAGAGUACUCAGAGGACAGUGUAGUGCUAGAAGUGUUUUAGCUCUUUUCUAAAAAUGUUAACGUCGCCUUUUAUUUACUAAAUUUGUCAGAACUGACACUGGAUCAAGAGCAAUAUUUAAACGUAAUGUACACCUCAGUGAACACUCAAUGCAGAAAUCAGUAGUACUGUUUAAAUUUCUCUUUCUGGUUUAUUCCUGAACCAGGUUGUUAAAAGGAAGAGUCUGCAGGGCUUGAGCAGAGCCAUUUGCAGCUGAAGGGGGCCCUCCUCUGGGGGGAGAGGCGGCUGCUCUUGCUGUCUUGCUCUCACUCACUCUCUGUAUUUUCCAAAAAGUCUUGAAUUUGGACCAGCAGAAAUUCCAAACUCCAAUGCCAGAGAACGAAAUUAAAGAAUGUGAAAAUUGUGUCUUGCUGUAUACUGCAACUUUAAUAAUAAUGAGCACUUCUGAGUUCGUUAUUGAGGUUUAUAUAAUGCCUGAAAAGUUUAUUUGCUGGUUUCCCUUGUCUCCCCUUUCAAAACACUUUCUCAUAGCAGCAGGAGUCUCACAUUUUGUUAGGAGUCCUUCCCCAUGGGAGGCAAUUCCCAUUCACUGUUUUAGCUGUCACCCCCUGCAAUGGGUGAGUGUAGUCGUGUGUACCAGUCCUUUGCAAGUCAAACCUUUCAAGAUAAAAGCAAUGAUGGGCACAUGUUGGGGCACUUAACUGAUGCGUCAACAGGAAGUUUUUUAACUGAUAUAUUCAAUAAUAGCAAAUACACAAUAAGGAAAGAUUGGAAUUGUCUUGCAGCUAGACUCUUCAAAAUGGAAAUUCACAUCUGCAUGGGUAUAGCUAAAAAAUGCAUAUUUUCCUUGUGGAUGUGUACCCCAAAGACUCCUUCCAUUAUGAUGCUAUAAAGUUUGACGAAGGCAUUAUAUAAUUGUUUUCAUCACUUUCAGAUGUUAAUGAGUCAUAUUUUAUUGUAAUAUAUAUUCAUUGCUUUCCUCAGUUAAAAAGAAAGUUACUGCUUUUAUCUUAUAUGAAAAACAAGGGAAUUUGAUAAAGCAUUCAUUAUUUUCAUAUUACUAGUAUUAACAGAAUAGAACUAGUACUAUUUAAUUUUAGAUCUUCAUAGCUAGCUUGUUAAUAACUCAUAUUUUCCUGUGUUGUAUCCUACUAUUUUUUCUAUUUUUUCCCAAAUAUUCUGCAUUCUUGAGAAAAAGCAAAUCCAAUGAGUGGAUAAGUGCAAUAUUCAUAGAAUAAACAGGCCCCUCAUCCAGGACUUGGAGUGGAACGUGCAGUGUGAAAUGUUGGCAAUUCUCUAUUCAUGCACUCUUAGGGAAGGGGAAAUGCAGGGGAGGAGGCAACUGGAUGAAAACAGAACCCUUGGGUAGGUAGAGACUGACAGCUGGGGUGGCUUGGGUUGGGAAUGGCUGCUUUCCAUAGAAUUAUCACCUGUUAGUGAAAGUAUAAGGAUUACGCUGCAUGUUGCCAGGAUUAUGUAUAGAAUGUCCAUUAACAUCCUUGUCAAUACAGGAUUCUGAGCUAUGCUUGAAACACUCUGUGUGUCAUCCAUGCAUGAUUCUGUCUUCUGGUUUGUCUCUGCUGGUUGUGACCUCUUUGCGCUUCAGAGUUGGUGGUAAAUUCAGAAGGGAAAAUAAUUCUGCUGGUGCAGUCCCAGGUUUGGAUACUGUGUUGGUACUUGUAUUUAUUGCAAGAGCUAUGGGAAUAUUUUUACAGGUCCUUUCUUUUCUGUCCUUACUGUUAACCUAAGAAGAAAAGGUCUUCCUUUUAUCUGGGUUGAUUCUCACCUGCAGAAUUUCACAGAUGUUUUGGAUAUUGAUUUCAUAUUUCUUGGCUUGCAAAGGUGGAUCUCUCAGGUUCUAAAUAAAGUUGGGCAGAAACUUUGCUCUUCAAAAGAGGUAAUGUCUUAAAUUCUAUUUGAAUGGAAGGAGAACUUCCAUCUGUCAAAAAUAAUGUGACUUUACAGGUAGCAGCAAAAUCUACCACCUUUGAAAAACUGGACUAUUUUUGUAAGGUGCAAGAGAAAUGUGAAAGCCAGAGCACUUGACUCCCUGAGCUCUGGGAAGUACAUCUCCUGUGGCUCUAGUUCAUUACUCUGGAGAGGGGAUGUACCUCAGUUUUCUGCUUAAUUUUUGUCCUGCUGUUCUUAAGUUUGUCAGAAAACCUUAAUAUUACCAGAGACCUUUGCAUUCAAACAGAAAAACUGAAUUCUGCAGCUGUACUGAAAUGGUAUCAAACACGUGAUUUUGGAAAACCUGCAAUAUUUUGCCCAUUAGGAAUCUGGUUUUCAGGAGCCAACUUAGUUCUUUCAUAUGCUCUUGUCUAAACUGGCAAGAAGCCCACAAGCAUCAGUAGAGUUACACUGACAGAAGACCCUUGUGGGUGCUCAGCAUGAACUGUUCUCAGCAAAAGCAAGCUCUGUGCACUCUGUUCCUACACCUCCCAAGGGUGCACAGGACUGCUUAGCCUUGGUGCUGCCCUGCCAUCAUCCACUGUGCUGCAAAUCCUGCAGCUCUUUAAAACCAGCUGGAGCUUUGCUGCUAUUUGCUGGUGGUUUUCCAUCACCAGCAGCUCCUUCUCUGUCAGCUUCAGAUGCUAUUCAGCCACGUAGCAAAGUGCUGUGUGUCACUGCAGUGUUUGAUAGCUGCCACCAGUACCAGUAUGAUGGUCUAAAGCAUAUGUUUGUCUAAGUUAUUUUGUUUUCAUUGCUUUUCGGUGCUUGCUAGAAGCAGGGCUCAGCCCUGCGAUGGUGCAUGGGGAAUGUGUCCGCACACUUGAACCGUUUGAUGGCCUCUGCUAACGCUGCCCGGUGCUUGUGUUGCUCUGUCCCUCCCUCUGUGCUGCUCAGCAGUCGUGUCUGUUGUGUGUGUAAGUUCCAAAUCAAGUACUGUACGUCAGGCCGGAUCCAGAAGCCCCCAGCCAGCUGACUCUGGAUUGGGAUGUAGGUUGCUGUUGCUGCUUUUCCUCCUCCAUCUUAGACCCAACUUGGAGCAAAGCUCAGGUGUCUGUAACAGGUCACCCAUAACUCUGCUCUGGGUGUCAGUUUUGCAGGGUGUGCCAAGGGAGGAACUUUUCUCCUGGGUGCCCUUGCACCGGGGCUGGGCCUCUGCAGCAAUUCCUGGAGCGGAGGCUGCGCCGCACUGCGUGCGGGCGUGGCUGGAUAGCCACAACAAAUUAGUUUCCCCCAUUUUAUAUUGUCAGGGCUGGGCUGGUCCCAUCAACUAUGUUCUUCAUUUGUUCUUGCAUCAAGGUAGUGUUGAUUUUUAGUUGGAGAGUGCAAUUUUUUUGUUUUGUGUUUGGUUUUUUUAUAAAUAAAUUUGGUUUAAAGCUUCACACUGGCAUUUUACAGACAUGUUCUUGUCAGCAUAAGCCACUACUGUCCUGAGUUGAGACUCCUGUUUGUUACUGAAUUAAAAUUAUGGGAAUUACGUUGAUCAUUUGGAAAGAAAUUAGAAAUGAAAUUAGAAGUAACUAUAUUGGCAGGGGAGAGAUAGAUAAAAUAUGAGGAAAAAGAUGUUUCUAAUAAGGCCAUGGAUUAUUUGGUCCAACACUGCAGGUGCUUUCUCUGUAAAGAUGGUUUAAAUACAUCACUGCUCUGUGACAGGAUUUUUUGUUACUGAGAAAAGUUGAUUUUUUUCACUCCCUAAUAGACUAUGAUAGUCUGUGUCCUGAAGCCACCAGUGCACCAAAAGAAGACAAACAUAGGCUAUAUGCUUGUGGUAAUUGAGGCAGUUUGUGUGUCUGGGAAUUUGCAUGCACUGAGGUUCAGCUGGUGGAGUGGGCAAGCGUGGCUGUUCCAGACCUGCCCGUGUUGGCAGGAACAGCCCUGUGCUAGCAGUGCUUCUGGAAAAAUGUUGGCUUUAAUGACCUUUCCCUGAUGCUCAGGGAAAAGCCAUAUGCCAUAUCUGGUUACAAUGGUACCUGUCUUGGUCCCUGUUUGGUGGAGGAGAAAAACAGGUGGAAGGGAGAGUCACUUGGCACUGUAAGAAAGUUUUUAAAGUACAACAUCUAAUAUUUAAGUAAAUAUUUCAGAUUUCUCCAGAUACUCCCCAUCAAAGCUGUUAUUGUAUUUGAUGACUGAAAGGUAAGCAAUGUGGCAGUAUUCUCUGUGCAAACAGUUCUUUUGUGGUUGGAGAGCUUGUUUCUGGAACUGCUUCUGCAUCACCAGGGAAGUAGUAACAAAUAAACAAAACCCCAUCAUCACCCUUGGGUGAUGGCUAGAGGAGCAUUAAAUUCUGUCCUGACUCUGGGUCCCCCAGAACACAUUAAUGUGGUUUUUCUGUCCCCUUCAAGCAGGAUGGAAAAGAAUAGUGCAAUCACUGGAGCUUAGCCUGUAGCAAUUAGUAAACUGGAACAAAUAAAUUUUUUUUAAAAAAAAAAACCUUUAAAAAAUGAAGUAUUUCAGUGAAUAGCUGGCUUAACUACUUCCUAUCUUGGACUUUCAGGAAAGGAGGAAGUUAAAGUUGUUUCCAGUUGCUAGGAGGAAUUUUUCUGUGUCAUGCUGAACAGACUUGCUGAAAAGUCUUGCUCAUUACUGGUCAUGAGUUCAAACCUGGAAUAUUGCAAAAGCAAAGCGUGUGGAGCAUUACAAUGACUUUUUUGUACUGAGGGUCCAAAUGAGUAAUGUGGGGCCAGCAGUGUACAGAGUAAGUGCAUUUCUGCUGUCUGGCUGACUUGCACACGGCAUCAGUGCUGUUCUUUAAUUGCAGACAGCAGUGCUUAUUACUCUGCUGGCAGUGUUUAGGGAGAUUCAUGUAGAUGACCCUCCUCAGUUAAGGCUCAAUGUCAAAUGUCAUGUCAGAAGAAGUCCUGCCAGCAGCUUGAUUGAUUGCUGCUUAGGCUGAGGUUCAGAUGCAGAUAACUCCAGGUGGGUGUUGAAAUCAGCUCAGAUGGCUGUGAACAUCUGGCUCUGUUUCCAGAGGUGUUAAUUGUGGCUGUGAACAUCUGGCUCUGUUUCCAGAGGUGUUAAUUAGCCCAGAUUAUCUCUGCAAACUGUGGCUAGUGAGUUACUGGGAGCCUAAAUCUGUUGGUGAAGGAAGGCUGAAAUUUGUUUGAGCUGUUGUGCUCCUGUGCAUUAGCAGAGCAAUGCCAUGUGUCUGGACUGGAAGCUCCUCGAGGGUUUGCUGUCCCAAAUUUUUAGUUGACAAAAAAAAAAAAAAAAUGGAUCUAGGCCUGGUCUAAGUGAAGUUUUGCAGUGGGUUUCUUGGAUGGUUGAUGUUCUUAAUGUGACCUUGAAAACUAGAUGCUGUUGUUGUUUCUGUGUUGGUGUAGAGCUCCAUUUUUCAGUGGUUAGGUGGUGGGAAUGUACCUGGUGGGAGCUUGGACUCUUGGGAGAGCAUGUCGGUGACUAGAGAUAGAGAAAUGUGUGGCUGGUUUAGUGUGUGUGGUCAAGUUGGUGACACUUUUUUGUCUUUUGUUUUGUUUUUAAUAUGGGAACCAAUUAGUCUGUUCUGCUUGGGAAAAUGUCUAGAAGUUGGUAUGGUUUCUGUUGCAGUAAAUAUGAGAAGGAAAUGGUUGAGAGCUUUUUUUUUUUUUUUUUUUUAAGAGAGUUUAUGGGCAGGAGACCAUUUACUUUGUUUUGGGUUGCAAGUUAAGCUAAGAGAGGAAGAAAAUGAGUCUGGGGAAAUCCUUUUUUGUGGUAACAGCUUUGGACCAUAUUUUGUUGUGGCCUCUGAUCCAGCUCCACUGAAGGCAGUGGAGUGAAUAUUGUUGAUCAUGUAGAUGUUAAAGCUUUUGGUCAUGAAUUAAUUCUUAGAGAGGUGACAGGUGUCUUGACAUUCCCAGCAUGUCAUUGCAAAUGUGAGCUAGAGACAGAAAUAAUAACUGUACCUUCAAGCAUUGUUCAGUUUUUGUUUAAUGAGCUUGAGAUGCUGACCAGUUGGAUAAAACUGUUUGUACAAUGAACAGCUCCUGCAAUGGUCCAGAUGUGCUUUGGUCUAUAAGAGGUCUUCCUAGGAAAGGAAAUGAUAGUCAUGAUAAAAAAAAAUUGCCUUUCUCAGUCAUCCCAGUAAAACUGAAAUCCAGGAAAGUGACACUUUCUGCACUUAACAGUAUCUUUUGCCAUGGAUGGCAAGAGUGAUUGUUGAUGAGGGAUUAGAUGCCCCGGUCUGUCUGAACUGACACGAAACAGAUCUUUAGAUCUUUUUGUGACCAGUCCCUGAGUCUGUGUGUAAACAUUUGGAAAGACUGGAUGCAGGUCAGAGUAGUAGUUAACAAUGAGCAAGUUUUUUGUGGGCCAACACAAAAGAUGUAUUAGCAGUGAGGAAAACACAGGUCUCCUUUUUGCCAAGUGACUCUCUAGAAAUUUCCCUCAGGCUUCAGCCCAAAUCAGCAGGGAGCUGUGAGGAUUUAGCUGACACAUACUGGGGGCCUGUUUCUGUGACUGGGACAACAGAAGUGUAGCUUAGUCCUAGCAAAAAUUAAUGAAAUUAUCAUAGUACAGUGUUUUCAUUUGCUCUGGAUAUGACAGUAGUGGGGGGAAUGAGCUGUGGAAAACAUAAUCCAGAUUUGCACUUUACUUGACUGCAGUGUCCAGUCCAGAACUAUUUCAGAGCUGUCUUCAUGGCUGUGCCCUGUGUGGGACAGGGAAUGCACCAGAGGGGCUGCCCUCCUCUCUGUGCCAUGACCAACUGCUUGCUCAGAGAACUGCAAAACAGUGUAAAGUAAUUGAGGUUUGGGAUUUCUCCCUAGAGCAGCGUGUUCUAAAGCAGUGAAGUAAAACAAGUGCUUGUUUGGGAAAUUUUAAUCAUGUCUCUGUAAAGGUGAAAACUCUGUAUGGGUCUCUCAACAGAGAAUGAGAAACAUCAUCUGUCUUGGGCAGUUGUACAUGUGAAGAUGCAGAACAAAGACUUCAGAUUAGUGUGCCUAAAAGUAGAUGUCAGCAUUUCUCUAUAGGCAUUUGUUAGAGCUGUUAUUAUUUUGGAACUGAACAGCAUUUGAUAAUGGUUAAUCAGAACUGCUCAAAAAUUCCCGCAGGGAAGGAAAAGACAAUUUGAGUUGUGGACACUUACAGGAGCGGGAGUUGUAAGAAACAAAAGAUUGCCAGGUGCUUAUGAACCUAAUUUUUCCUCCAGGAUUAUCACAGGCCCUUGUGACUGUGUCCUGGCAUACGCUGGUGCUGUGGCACAGCAAUUGAUCAGUGACACCUCUUUGCAAAAUUUCAGAACCUUGCAUCUGAUGGGCACAUUCCAAUACACAUCUGGUGUGUAUUGGAAAAGAUGAACCUAAAAAGGCCUUGGAGUAACCUACAACUGAUAAAAGAGCUUCUGAUUUGUAUGUUGCAGAAAUGCUGAAAUAACUUGCAUUGAGUCAACUUCAGCUCCUUCCAAGCAUCUGCCAUUACCCACCCUGGCAGCUCCCAAGUGCUACAGCCUGACAGGUGGUGGAGGCUGGCAGAUGUUAGUGGGAAGGGCAGUUCGGGAUGAUGCUACUGCUCCUCCUGGUUCUCAGCCAUGCCUGAAGUCGGAGCUCUGCUGGGCCAGAGCAGGCCCAGGCCCUUGGCACGGUGUUUGCUGUGUCCCACAGGGCUCUGCCGAGCGCUCUGAGAGAGCUCUGCUGGCCUGGGUGCUGCUGCCCAGCCAGGAGGCUGCGCCCUCCCUGUGUGCAGGGCCCUGGGAGGUUGUGAGGAACUGCCAGAAUUUGGGAAGUGUUUUCUCAGAGACAUUACAAGUUGUUGCAAUGUGAACCUCUGAUGUUUUCAAAGACUCAGGCAGAAAGGACUUGCUAAACAAACUGUACCUGUCAUCUCCCAGUUCAUUGAUUGCUUGGACCAAAGGUGGUGCUAAAUCUGAUCUUUGUCUGUAAUAUUUAUAUUUUGUUGGACUUUUUUUUUAAGUGUUUAAUAAAACAGAUGCAGUGUCCUUCUUAUAUGAGAAAUUUAGUCCCAUCUUGGGACAUGGCAAAACUCCCUGGACCUUCAGGGCCCAGGAUUGUUGCCUGUUACCAUUUGAGCAGGCUUGCAGUGUUUGGGGGGAGGUGGGAAAAGGGUACUCUAUCUUCAAAUGCUUGCAGACUGUAAGAAUUGACUUGUGAUUUGUUUGUUUGUUUGUUGGUAUUUUGUUUACAAUGCCUCUUAUGCCCUAAGGAAAAAUAAAUUUUUGACCUUUUUAAUUGUGA
This is a messenger RNA of Prinia subflava (tawny-flanked prinia), 17928 nucleotides long. It is a transcript of the gene SH3PXD2A, whose product is annotated as SH3 and PX domains 2A. Bases 2879 to 6154 code for a protein of 1091 amino acids. NCBI's taxonomy places the organism in Eukaryota, Metazoa, Chordata, Aves, Passeriformes, Cisticolidae. The record is from RefSeq and is a predicted model, not a curated record. Gene Ontology annotation, cellular component: cytoplasm. The transcript is spliced from 14 exons. Gene Ontology annotation, molecular function: phosphatidylinositol binding; protein binding.